Messenger RNA from Galendromus occidentalis (western predatory mite), 6288 nucleotides. It is a transcript of the gene Nipped-B, whose product is annotated as Nipped-B cohesin loading factor. The transcript has 10 exons. The record is from RefSeq and is a predicted model, not a curated record. The coding region runs from base 1 to 6288 and encodes 2095 amino acids. Gene Ontology annotation, biological process: replication-born double-strand break repair via sister chromatid exchange; establishment of protein localization to chromatin; chromatin looping. Gene Ontology annotation, cellular component: Scc2-Scc4 cohesin loading complex. Lineage: Eukaryota; Metazoa; Arthropoda; Arachnida; Mesostigmata; Phytoseiidae. Gene Ontology annotation, molecular function: chromatin binding; cohesin loader activity.
AUGAACGGUGAAGGGGGACCUUCGGUCCCCAUAACGACCUUAGCUGCGGUCCAGGGCUUAACGGACCUUCUCAGCGAGCUUCCAUUGCCGGUCAGCCUUCCGGGCGCCUGCAGUCCUGCAUCACGACCAGUGAUAUCCGCGCACGAGGCUGAUGAGGUCCAGAACAUUCUCAAUAACGGGAACUACCUCCUACCUCAGGUCAUCGACGCGCUUUCGAGAACGAACAUCGAUAACCUCGAGAUCGAUGAUGGCGUACUGUCUCCGGUUUCUGGGAACGGCAACAUGUCGCAGAUGCUAUCUCACCUCCUGUCGUCCCAGCCCCAGUUGUUCGGGCCGAAACCCGCGAUGACCACCCCGCAUUGGGGUGCAGCCCAACUAGGCCAGCAGCAGCAGCAACCCCAACCACAAGCACAGCAGCCGCCGCCACAGCAACAAUAUUAUCCGGCUGCGAAUCAAACGUUUUCGCCACAGCAUCAGCAGCCAGCGACUCCGCAUGGCCAGUCUCCGCAGCAAGCGAAUAGCCAACAGUUUGUCAAUCCGCAGCAGCAAGCGUCGCCCUACUAUCGCCAACCUCAGAACAACAAGCACUUCAACAGUAACUUCAACCAACAUCAAUUUCCCGUACAGAAAGAUCAUAGCGUGGCUGGAAUUCUCGACAACCACCAUGGACCCUACGGUCAAGCUAGUCUCCAGGGCCCCGCAGGUCACAGUAUGCAAGCGAUGCUUCCCGGUGCAACGAAUCAAUUGCCACAGACAGCGCAACAACAGCAGCAGCACAACGCAAUGCAUCUGCCCAUCGUCAAUCCUAUGGUUCCGAAUAAUUUCCUCCCGGCCAACGGAAUCGAUCCAACGUUAGACAAGCAUCUGAAUGACAUGGUUCACAAUUUCCCCUCAACCAUGCAUCAGCAACAACUCCCACACCAACAGCUGCAAGCGCCGCAUCUUCAACAUACGCAGCAACAAUUCCAUCAGCAGCAUCCUCAGCAACAAUUCCAUCCCCAACAGCAACAGCAGCAGCAGCAGUUGAGUUCACCGACCCAUCAGCAACAGUCCCAAAUGAUGAAUGCCCAAAUGCCAACGACGUCGACGGCGCCCGCAACGCCGAGCACACCGCAAGCAGCGGAUAAAACGAAUGUUCCACCGAAGAAGAAAUUCCGCUCUCGUGGUAAGGAUCCCAAAGUUUGGGGUGGAACCCCCAUCAAGAAGCGGAAAGAGCCGGAGUUGCGUCCCGACGAAUUGUCCACCAUGGACAGCUUGAUCGCAUCUUCAUUGACGGAACGCGUGAAGCGGAGACGGCGAGGCAACAAAACCAAAUACAUAGAGGACGAUCAGAAGGACGAUUCGGACGCCGAGGCUGGUGAAGCUGGGACGGGGGAAGGCGAUUCCGACUUCGAAGGUCCCAAGAAGAAUCUUAAGGAGCCCACCCCGCCACCUAAGGAAAUCAUCAUCAAGAAGGCGAAAAUCAAAAAGAUUCGCAGAGAACAACAGACGGAAGCGAUGACCGCCGAGGAGUUGAUGGAGUCCACCACCUAUCAGAGAUUUACGCGCCUUGUAGAGAAAACCUUCGAUGCAAUGGAGGACGUCGACCUGGCACAAACAGUUGAUGAAGAGGAUACGUGUCCCGAGGAGUUCCUCAUACCUUUGAAAACCCUGAAAGAGUUGGCCGACGAAAGUGCGAAGUUGAAAGUACUCAGAGCUACCAACCAAGUUCCAGCGGACCGACUUGUCAGAUUGUUAACAAUACUCGAACGUAAUAUCCUCGACGGGACCCGGGUGUGUCUGGGAGGGGAGCAAGACGACGAUGAAGGUGCCGCCAUCGAAUUGAUGAUGGACAAAAUUCAACGAAGUGCCGACAGCUCGCUCACCGCGCUCUACAUAAUGACAGCGGCUGACAUGCCCGAGAAAGUGUUCCUGGAAGAUGUCAUCGAGCGGAUAGUGACGUUCGUGAAAUUCCAAGUCCAGAAUACAAUAUACCCCGCCUUCGAUCCAGCGUAUCGGGUGUCGAAAAAAGACGAGGAAUCGACGGCGUCCCUGAAGCAGAAACGAUACUACUCUUCAAUGAAGUCUCGUCAAAAGAAUGUGACUCAACUCUACAAUAAGCUGCGCGAGGCGGUUGGCCUGUUAGCCGAGCUGCUGAAGCUGCAGACGCUGACAGAUACGAUCGUAUUGAAGGUUUCCAGUCUCGGUGUGAGUCCAUUCUUUGUCGAAGGCGUAUCCGAACUCCAACUGAACGCCUUACGGCUCGUAACAGCAAUUUUCACGCGUUAUGUACCUCAUCGGCAAUUGAUCCUAGAAGAUAUUCUAGCAUCGAUCGCUAGGUUACCCACCUCCAAGCGAAGUUUACGAAAUUAUCGCCUGAACUCGGAGGAACAGAUCCAGAUGCUUACGGCAUUGGUACUGCAACUCAUCCACAGUGUGGUUCGAUUACCUGAAGGCACACCGAAGUCGAAGUCGAAAGAAAAGGAUAAAGAGAAGGAGAAGGAUAAGGAUGGAUCGUUAGACGAAUACAAACCUCUCGACGAGGUUGUUCUGAUGACGUCCUACGAAGAAGCUAUCCGCACAGCUGUCAGUUUUCUUUCUGUGUUUUUGAAGAAAUGUGGUGUCAAACACGAAGACAUGGAUUAUCGGCCGUUGUUUGAGAACUUCGUGCAAGAUCUACUAUCGACGGUGAAUAAGCCUGAAUGGCCGGCGUCCGAAAUGAUGUUGUCCCUUCUGGGCCAAUUGUUGGUGAACAACUUCAGUAACAAGAAUCUGGACAUGUCCAUGAGAACCUCAUCGCUCGAGUAUCUUGGUGUGGUAGCGGCCAGACUCCGGAAGGAUGCGGUCCAAACGAAAAUUCGACACGAGGUCAUCGAUGAUAUCCUCCGUCAAAUCUGCGAUGACAACGAGGAAGAGGACAUCCAGACGAAGCCGAAGAAAAAGAAGAAGAACAACGCGGCCAAACUGAAGGAACGCGAUGAGGUUACGAUACUGCAGCAGGCUUUACUCCAUUAUCUGGACGGGAACGCAGAAUCUGAUCCAUCCUUAGAGUUCUCCAAGAGAUUCUAUCUGGCUCAGUGGUACAAGGACGCAGUCGCAAACGCGAAGGUGGAUGCAAGUGAGUCUAGAGAUUUUUUUCAAUAUCCUCGAACAGCUCGGCAAGGCGCAAUGUGGUUCGUUCUUUCCUCCUUUCCUUCUGCCGUACGUGACCCCAUGGUCAAACCCAAAAGAGAACCCAAAAGCGAUCCCGAAGAUGAGGACGAAGCUGUCAAGCUUGAGAAAACUCAAAUGGUCAUCAAGUUGGCCGAGCGACGGAAAAAGUUCGUCUGCGAAACGAUACAACAAGACUACGCCGAUUUCGGAACCGUGGAAAUCGUGCGAACAACCCUGGACUAUGACACGGCGGAACUCAUAUCUCGGUUUCUCGCGUCGCGGAGACCGUUUUCGAGAAGUUUCGACAUAUACCUGUCACAGAUCCUCAAAGUACUCGGAGAAACUACCACGGCUGUACGAACGAAAGCUAUGAAAUGUCUCACUCAAGUCGUCGAAGCCGAUCCUGACAUUCUUGCGCGACUCAACGUAAAAGUUGCUGUCCACUCGAGGCUUCUCGACACAGCGACAUCUGUGCGAGAAGCGGCAGCGGAUCUUCUUGGAAAAUUCCUCCUACAAUCACCCGAACUAAUAGACGCCUACUACGAAAUGUUGACGCAACGGAUACUCGACACCGGUGUUUCGGUGCGAAAACGUGUCAUCAAAAUCCUCAAGGACAUCUGUGUUGAGCAGCCAGACUACAAGAACGUACCCGAUAUCUGUGUGCGGAUCAUCAGACGAGUGAACGACGAAGAAGCCGUGAAGAAAUUGGUGGGCGAGGUGUUCCAAUCGUUGUGGUUCGUGCCAUGCAAAGACGGCGAGACCGAACGCAUCACCCAGAAAGUACGCAAUAUCUGCCACGUAGUUGCCGCGUGCCGAGACACUGGCCUGGAAUGGUUUGAACAGUUAUUAGCGAACCUGCUCCGCUCGAAAGAGCACGAAGCGAAUUUGCCUCACACGAAGAGGGCCUGUCGUCAGAUCGUGGAUGCUCUCGUGGAUAACGUGUUGGAGCUGGAAGGUGACCAGCAGCAGAACGCACGCAGUCAUCUGAUAGCGUGUCUCACGACGCUCAACAUGUUCACGAAAAUCGAGCCCCACCUGACGACGAAGCACUACCAAAUUUUCCAGCCGUACCUGUUGAUUCCCUGCAAGACGAUGGCUGAACAAUUGAUAAUCAACGCUGUUUCACAUUGUUUAGAGUUAGUCGUUCCUCUAGUCGAUCAUCCGUCGGAAGAUUUCCUCGUUCAGGUUGAAGAAGCACUCAUGAAACUGAUUGUCAGAGGUCAUUUAUCUGUUCUACCGGCGGCCACCAGUUGUCUCGGCAAAGUCAUCAACUGCGUCACCAAAAACCACAAGCUCGUCAGGGACUGCUUCUGCAAAAUAGUUAAAACGGUCGAGUUCUUCAAGAACGAGCCCCAGAAAGCACAAAAACCCGUUCUCAUGAGAAAUCUUUUCACGGCGGGACUCAUCUGCAAGCACUUCGACUUCGAGCACCUCCAAGAUCCAGCGGUAUCCCACCGGAACGAGAAGGAGAUCGUGUUCGAUUGUUUCAUCCACUUCAACGCUCAUCCCGACGAAGACAUUCGGCUGAAAGCUCUACAAGGUCUCGGACUUAUGCUGAACCGUCAUUUCGAUCUCAUGCUCGGAGACGAAGUCAAAAAUCUCUAUCACUACAUUUUGGAAAAUUCCGGAGUUACGUGCACGUUCAAGGUCACAGUGCUCACCAGCAUAAAAACCUACCUUCACGAAGAAGAGCAGAAGAUGAUCGAGAAGGAUCGGGAGUGGGCGAAAAUGUCGAAGAAAGAAAACCUCAAAGAAAUGGGUGAUGUGUCGUCUGGCAUGGCGUCAACUGUGAUUCAACACUACAUGAAACCUGUCCUGUCGUCGGUUCUUUCAAAACACAUUAAGGUUCGGAAAGGUGCAUUAUUCGUGAUCCAACUCGUCCUCGGUCAAGGUUUAGUGCAUCCGGUGCAAAUGGUACCUUAUUUGUCGUGUCUGGGUAGCGACGACGACCUGCUCACGCGCACCACGGCCGAGCGGUUGCUCCAGGAGCUCGAGAAGAAAUAUCCCGGUUUUGUUCAGAUGAAGGCGCCUGCUGGAGUCCGUUUGAGCUAUCGACUCCAGAGCGUGCUCAGGGAAGAUCUCAAAGAUAAGGACGAUCGUCUCAUUCGUGGGCUCCGGCUUCAAGCCGAUGGCCAGCCCAUCGCUCGCAAUGGCUUCCUUUACACCGUGCUUCGAUCGACGCGGCAGACCCGAAGAGCUUUUUUGCUCUCGUUGCUGAAGGCCUUCGAUGGAGACGAUCGAUUUACGCUGUCGGAACUUCUGUACAUGGCGGACAAUAUCGUAUAUUUCCCGUAUCUCGUUCAAGACGAACCGCUGUUCGUCAUGCACAACAUCGAUAUACAUCUGUCGGUGACGGGAUCUGGUCUUCUGCAGAACUUCAGAGACCAGCUACGACAGAAGCCCCGCCAUCAUCGGAACGAACAAGUCAUGAAUCACGAAACCGAUUCGGACGACGACGACAACGACGACAUCGAAUCCCUUAUGGAGAGACUUCCUGAAGACACGAAGAUCGUCCAGGAGCUAAUGAUCAAUUCUCACGCCUGCAUUCUACUCUUGCUCUGCAAGCAGGCCCUGAAAGAGAUCUACGGCUUGACCGAUACCAGGAUCCAGCAGUAUUCACCGAAUGAACAAGCGAAAGCCUACGAGAAGCAGGUCACCCGGAAGGUGGGAGUGCACUUUACACCAUCUCUCACCCUUGAGAAGCUCAAGAAUCCUGGUGAUUCGUUGAAGGUGAAGAAAGAACUCGACGAGAACAGCAAACGAGCUCUGGUCGGUCAGUACAUGCAAUUCCGACAGCUCAUGCUGAGCAUCGAUCCGAGCGACGAAGACGCCGAAGAGCAGCCUCAGGGUCCUGUCGUCACGGCGCGAGUCGAGGAAUCCAGUAACGGAAUCGUCCUCAAGAUCUCAAAAGCUCCUCCGCCGCCGGAGAAACCCCCACCACCAACCGCCACCACAGUGGUUCUUCCGCCGGGACACGAGGUUACGCCAUCUCCUGAGAAGAAACGUCGCGGACCCAUACCGAAAUUAAAAAUCAGCUCCGUUAGCAAAGAACCGAAAACGCCCGGUAAACGAGGCCGGAAGCCUGGAAGACCGAAAAAGAAGAAACGCAUCGAGUCGUCGGACGAAGAAAGUGAAGAAGACUCCGAUUUUGAGUGA